GUUUGACAGUUGCACAUGCUACAAUACCAGCAUUACGGAAGCUACAGCCCCCAGUCAAUGGAUAAAACUUUACCGUACCCCCAAAUCUCUGUCAUAUCCUGUGUCUGAAUUUAUUGACCUCUCCCUGCCAGCCUACGCGAAAUACCUCCAUACUUCAAAAUCCGCAGUGCCUUUUUGACACAUUAUUUUUAAAAAAUGACAGAAGGGAACAAUAUGCCAGAAAACGAUGCAGCCGCCGAGACACCCGCCGGCAGCGAACCCGCAAAGGAGAAGCGUCCAGUGGAGGAGCAGGAUGGGGAGAAGGAGAAGACGGAGAAUAAGGAGAACGGGGACAGCAAAGUGGAUAUCCCAGAGAAAAGCGAGGGUCCGGGAGCCAAGGAGGAGGUUGAGUUUGUGCACCCCGAGGGCGGCUGGGGAUGGGUGGUCAUGUUGGCUUCCAUGUGGUGCAACGGCUCGGUGUUUGGGAUCCAGAACGCCUUCGGUGUAAUGUAUAUUUACCUCCUGCAGGAAUUUGGUAGCCCGGACGAUAAAGACCUCCAAUUCAGAACAUCAUGGGUGGGCUCCCUCUCCAUGGGCAUGAUCUUCUUCUGCUCUCCCAUCGUCAGCAUAUUCACCGACAUGCUCGGCUGCAGAAUUGUUGCAGUGGGUGGUGCUGCUGUGGGUCUGGUCGGCCUACUGGGUAGCUCCUUUGUCACGUCCCUGGGCCCCAUGUACUUCACAUACGGCAUUGUGUUCUCCUGCGGCUGCUCUUUUGCCUACCAGCCAAGCCUGGUCAUCCUUGGCCAUUACUUUAAGAAGCGCCUUGGCCUGGUAAAUGGUAUUGUAACAGCCGGCAGCAGCGUCUUCACGAUCGCUAUGCCCUUUGUGCUGUCCGCCUUACUGAAAAACAUAGGCCUAUACUCCACCAUGCGUGUCCUCUGCAUCCUCAUGCUUGUGCUGAUGCUGGCUGGCUUCACUUACAAGCCCCUGCUGCCGGUCAAACCGAAAGACUCCCAAACAGGCAGCUCACACCUAAAACAGAUUUUCAACGUCAAUAUCUGGAAGUCGUGGGGAUAUCGCAUCUGGGCCUUCGGCAUUCCCGCUGCCCUCUAUGGCUACUUUGUGCCUUAUGUUCAUCUGAUGAAACACGUGGAGGAGCGUUUUGGAAAAGACACCAAUAAGGAAGUUUUGCUCAUGUGUAUUGGUAUAACAUCUGGCAUUGGCCGACUGAUCUUCGGCAUAGUGGCGGAUUACAUUAGCGGAGUCAACAAAGUGUUCCUGCAAGUGGCGUCCUUCUUCGUCAUCGGUCUCAUGUCCAUGAUGAUCCCCCUGUGCAAUGUGUUUGGCGGGCUUAUCGCAGUGUGCCUGCUGAUGGGACUGUUUGACGGCUGCUUCAUCUGCAUCAUGGCACCUAUCGCCUUUGAGUUGGUUGGAGCCAAAGAUGUGUCCCAGGCCAUUGGCUUCCUGCUAGGCCUGAUGUCUGUGCCCAUGACUGUGGGCCCCCCUAUUGCAGGCUAUCUGAGGGACAAAAUGGGAUAUUACGACAUGGCCUUCUACCUAGCAGGAGUCCCACCGAUCAUUGGCGGGGCCUUGCUGUGUCUGAUACCCUGGGUGGAAGCCAAGCACAAGAGAAGAGAGAAAAAGGAGGCCGUGAAAGGGGAGCAGGACGCUGACCAGAAGAUGAUGAAUCAUGAAAAGGCUCAAGAAGUUGUGCAACACAAAGCAGGAGAGUCUGUCCUCUAAAUACCCCUAGAGAGAGACUGACAGAGAGGUGCAGGGGGUCAGACUGAGGCUGCUGCUGCUCAUUGAUAGUAUUAAGAUACUCUGUGCAUAUCUGUGUUUAACUGAAGACUGUUUUAAGUAGGAAAAAAUGCCAAAGUGUUCAAACAUAUCAGAGUCAAAUGUUGAAGCUGAACGUAAAUGUAAUCCUGAAGAACUAUGCAUCAGACUGAACUAAUCUUACAUCAGGCAAGCUUGAAAUUGUAGCUGAAAAUGGGGAAAACUGGACUUUUUUUUUUGUCACAAUAAGAGUUAGGCAUGCAGUACUGUGUCCAAGAUCAACUCUGUCAGCAGCCAUUCUCACUGGGCUUACAGAAAAACAUAGGAAACAAUUUAUGGUGUUAAUUUAAAUUAAAGUUCAUAAUGAACCAGUCUGCCAAAGAUUUAUAUUUAACCCUGUCAUCUUUAUGUCCUCCAGUAUGCUAUGUAAUCUGUUUUAGGGGUGCACUGAUACAGCGGUCGGUGUUGGUUGAUACCAGCAUUUCUGAAAAUAAAUUGGCAUAUACUGAUGUCCUGCCUAAAAGUUAACAAAAGCUGAAAAAAAAAACCCUGACACAAAUGAAAUAAUAUGCUAUAUUUGUUUUCCUGGACCAAACCGGGAACUAGAUAACAACAAAAACUAAUACAAAUACUGUUAUCUGCAGGCUUCCAGAUGCUCUUUAAGACAUCAAUAUCUGUCUCAGUACCAGUAUCUGUAUUACCGUUGAUAUAUGUACUGGUAUCGGUCCUUUUGACAGUCAGUGCAUCCCUAAUCAAUGAUUGGUGUUUUAAAAGACACACAGUAACUAUCGGCUCAGAGAAGUGCUCUAAAAAGUCUAGGUUUUUCUGUCUGACUCUGGAAUCUGAGCUGUAAAGAUGCUUGUAAGGAUGCAGCUUUGGGAAGCACAAUAAAAUAUGUCCUGUCAGAGAUGCUGACCCAGCUUCCCUUCCGAGGUUGGAUCUAGGAAAUCUGAUCAUUUAAAGGCUGUUUAACUCACCAAGCAGAGCUUGGCACCCAAAAGCUCUAAAUUCACCACACUGAGCCCGUAAUUCUUUUCCUUGAAAAAUUCAAAAUAAACUGCACAAUACAUUUUUUAAAUACUAGAGGUAGCAAAUAUAUGGUACAAAUUAAAAGUCAUAUAAGAUAAUUAAAAUGUACUUAAUUUUUAAACAAAUUUGUCUGAUGGUUCAGUAAACAAGAUUUUUCCUGCAAUUAUUUUAUAUUUCAGGCUUUAAGGGGUUAAGGUUAUUAUCCACUCUUGAUCCCAUGCUGUGGAGCAUCCCAGAAUUUAUGCUGCACUGUGUUUCCAAAAUUACCACUAUUGAAUUAUUAAUGAUCACAUUAUACAAACAUGAAAGCAUAAAGAGGGUGGGUUCUAUAAAGCCCCCUGCAACUGUGUCAUCAGUUAAUCUGCUACUGUAACUGAUUCAUUCAAAGAGGCUGCUUUAAAUCAAACCUCCUCAGUGUUUUAGAUGUUAUAUUUAAAGAAAUAGUUUUAGAAAGUAAAUAUGUGGCAACUGGUUAUCCUAAAAAAGGCACAGAGACUGGAAGCAGGCAGAAAAUAUUAGUCUGGAGUAGGAAAAAUAGGACUUCUAGCCACUGUGAAAGUUCACUUAUCAUCAAGUCAUAUCUGUUUAAAACUUUGUUGACUGUUUUCAGCCUAUCAGCACAUAAGAAGACAUUCACCACUUACAUUGGCCAUGUGUAUCUGAUGUACUGCAUCAGUUUGUUGAUUACUUUGCUCUUUCAAAGACAGCGGGAUGAAGAGCUGAACUGAACUCUAGGUCACUGGCCAAGUUAGGGCAUGAGUGGGUUUUGUUUUAGCAACAUGCUGAGUGGGCACAUUCGAAGAAAUUGGAAGAUGUUACUUUUUAAUUGAAUCCUCAUUCCUUUGUUAACUCAAAGCCUACUGCCAGAUGGGGACCGUUUUUGUUCAUUUUCUUGUAAUUUUCUCUCAUAUUUGAGUUCAUACUUAAAUUGUGCAGCAUUCAUUAACAGUUGACCAGUUCAUGUCAGAUGAUCUCUUAAAUGGCCCAAAGAAAACAUUGUGCAUUUUCCUUCACCUCUGUAUGAUCUACUCACUCUACUGAAUCAUUUCAGAGACUCCUCUGUUUGAAUUGUGGACGUGAGUCUAACUAAUAAUUGACUAUGUGACCAUCAGUCCCAUUAAUUAUUAACUCUGUCCAGUUCAAUGACAUUCAGUAGAAAGGUAUCUGUUUUGUGUUUUAUUUAUUUUUCACUUCUGGAGACUUUCAUGUUGUUAAAAGCCUUAAAUGAACUGACUGAAGACCAAACUGUGCACAAAUGAAAUGUUUGCUUGCCCUCAUUUGCCUGCCCAAAGCCCCCUAUUUAGUGCCAGUGAACCAAGUGAUGUCCCCCAUCACUGACUGCGGUGGACUGCAUAUUUGGAAAACUCACGCCGCCAGGGAAAUGAAUCUCCAUCAUAGAAAUGCUGUGGGUCAGUGUUUUUUUUUCCUCUGCAGACCUGUGACCCGCUACCUCAGAUGAUAGCAGAGCUCUGCUCCCUGUCUGUACUGUCCUGUCACCGUGAAUACGUCUUAACUUUGCUCUUUAAUGAAAAACAUGUUGCCAUUAUUUUAUUCUAUUUUAUUUUAAUGCACAAAGUGACUGAAACCUUCAGCAUUUCCAAUACUAUGCUUAAAUCACAUGUCUUAUCCUUAUGAUGUGCAUGACUCUUUAUGGUGGAGUGCCAUCAUAGUGCUAUUCAUUUGUGAGAGCCUCGAGUAAUUUCUCAUUGCCAUAUAUGAAUAUGAAUGCUUUGUUGUAUGUAUUCAUUGCACUCUAUUCGCUCUUUUACUUGUUUUAUUUAGCUGUUCGGUCAUAUGUGCCUCUAGAAAUGAUAUGUGCCAACCAAAGAGAUGCUUUGUUUUAAAUUGCAUGAUUUAUUUUUACUUGGUGAUUACUUUAGACCAAAAUCUUUGAGACAAUCUGCUGAAGUUUACACACCAAAGCCUAACAGUAUUUAGUUGCUGUUAUUUUGCCAUCUAAUCCAGCCACUGGCUUUAUUUGCUGCAUCUUUACUGCUUCCGUCCUUUUCCAUGUAUUCUCCCCAAAAAGUGUUCUUAAAUAUGAAUGUGUCUACAUUUCCUCUGUUGCAGGAUGUGUUGUGAACAACAGUAUAUGCAAUGUAUGUAAACACAAUUAAUUUUAAUCAUUUUAAAAACAGUAAAAAUAUUUACUUUUAA
Molecule: messenger RNA, 4944 nt
Organism: Neolamprologus brichardi
Lineage: Eukaryota; Metazoa; Chordata; Actinopteri; Cichliformes; Cichlidae
Gene: slc16a10
Product: solute carrier family 16 member 10
Biological process (GO): transmembrane transport
Cellular component (GO): basolateral plasma membrane
Molecular function (GO): transmembrane transporter activity
Source: RefSeq, a predicted model, not a curated record